UAUCAAGAAUUUGCAGCAGCUGCAGCGCCCACCACAACAGCAACAUCGGAAAAAUGUUUAACUUUUGGAUAAUCGUUUUAUGUCUAGGAUUACUAGCAAUUAAGCCAACAAAUGGACAAUCGGACGUGGAUGUGCAAUUAGUGGUGCCGAGGUAUGUGGAGCGAGGCUCGAGCGUCACAUUCAAAUGCAAGCACAACGUAAUACCGGAAAUAUUAUUCAAGGUGACAUGGCUCAAGGUUGAGAAGGGCAAGUUCUUCGAGUUCAUAAACGGACGCAAUCCGCCGUUUCGUAACUCAACCAUCGAAGGAGCCGAAAUUGAUUGGGAGAACUCGAACGAAACGCAAGUGACAUUGAAGGAUGUGCAGUUCGAUUUGUCAGGCCAGUUCUACUGUGAGGUAUCAACGGACACGCCCAUCUUUACCAAGGCCAGCGCCGACGAGCUAAUGAGCGUUUUCUUGCCUCAGACAGGACCGCCCACCAUCAAGUUUCGAAAGCGCACUCCCUUCGCCAUAGGCGAGAAGCUGUUCGCACUGUGCAACACCACUCGAGGGCGGCCCGCCCCGCAUGUGACGUGGCUAAUCAAUGGCAAAAAGGUCGAGGAGAAAUACAUCCGCACACAUCACGUUCACUCGUUCAACGGCAAGCAUCAGCGUCGCACACAGCAGCAGCCGACGUCUCUGACUCAGCAACAGCUGCAGCACUACUACCAGCAGCAGUACUACAACCAGUAUCAGCCUCAGUACCACGUGCCCCACUACAUAGAUCGCUACGACAAGAGCCUACGCUGGGGCGGCUCCCGUCCGAUUGAUGAGUUCUCGCAGUAUGCGCCACAUCACGGCCACGACGGACACGGACAUCAUGGCAGCCUUGGCAACAUACACAACAAUCCGUUCGGCAUGCUGGCCAAUUAUCAUGACAUCGGUGAGAUACACGAGAUACAUCAGCGCAACUACGAUAUCAGCAAGAAGCAGAUGGAGCUCAAGAAGCAGCAGAUGGAGUUGAAGAAGCACAGAAACUCAAACCGAAAGUUCCGGCGCCAUAUUAACGAGAAUGCGCUCGGCAUAAUUCGCAGUACUCUGAACAGCGGCGGCUUCGGCCCUCAGGCACCCAACUUGAACAAGGAACUGGGCAUCCCGUCAAACGCCGGACCUAUGAACCAGCUGGCAGCCGGCUAUCAGCGUCCGCUGUCUCAUCCUGGCGGGGGCAGCGCCGUGGCCGCCGCAGCGGCAGCUGUGACUGCCGCUCAGAUGGAGAAGGGCAUGUUCAGCAUUAGUCAGCUCAACCUGGAAAUAACGGAGCAGCACGUGGGCACCAAUGGCCGCAUGGAGAUCACAUGUCUGUCCACAAUACCGGCGACGGUUGGCCAGGGCGAGCAGUACGCCGACUACAAAACGUAUUCGGUGAAAGUGGAGGUUGAGCGGCACCAGGCGUCCUCCACGUCGACAGCGCCACCUAGCAUUGGGAUGGCAGCGCUUGGUAACGGUAAUGGGCACGGAAACGAGACCUCUGCAGGUUGGAGGGCGCGUGGGGCUGUCCUGACGCAUCUGUGGUCGUUGGCGCCCCUGCUGAUAUUCGCAUUGCUGCCACUGAGCUAUUAGGCAGACCCAACGGCAAAAGUUGCAACACAAACUGCUGUAGGAGAGCAGACCACCGAAGUAGUAAAGGUACAGUACACCCAAACCGAGGGCACCGAUUGCAGCAGCAAAAAAAGAGAAAAGUAAAUAAAUAA
Messenger RNA from Drosophila arizonae, 1729 nucleotides. RefSeq names its product Immunoglobulin domain-containing protein beaten path VII (gene beat-VII). NCBI's taxonomy places the organism in Eukaryota, Metazoa, Arthropoda, Insecta, Diptera, Drosophilidae. The record is from RefSeq and is a predicted model, not a curated record.